CUGCUAUUGUGCCAAAACAUCCGGGUUAAACUCAUGACUUAACAUUUUAUUAAAUCACGGUUUUACCACGGAUCUGUUCUGUGUUCUGCAAUCUGAAAGGUGUUGAUUAGUUGUAGUCAUACUUUGCAGUCGUAUUUAAACUGUUUAUAGUAAAUAUUACGCAAGUCUGGUUUUAAUGAUAGGUAAACAAGUCAAAUUCUACCCACAGCGCAGCUGAAUAACAGGAGGUGGUGUGUGUAUCGCACACACGCAUACGUAAGGAAUAAUUGACGACGGGCCGUUGAAUAAUUAGAAAAUAAUGCACACCCGAGGUGGUGAUGAGGCCACGACGCGAAGCGGAGUGUGUGGCGUCAUUUAAAUGGUCUACCAUUUAAUCGAGCAGGCACUUAAAGGGAUAAAGGCGGAGUCUCCAUAUGAUUGUGGAAUAAUAUAAAGAUAUUCUGCGUUUCAAGAGACCCCAGUAGGAAUCAUCUGGUCUGGAUCAGCACAGAAAUGGAGAAGGAGAGAAGAAAAAGAAGAGCUGCUUCUGAAAUGCCCCCCCCUGUGGGGUGUAAGAGAGAGAGCACUGAGAGUGUCCUGAUGAAGAGAGCAGACUCCCCUGUACCCAGCUGUGCUUCCCUGAAGAGUGACAGGUCAAUGCCACAUCCAUUCAACUUCAGUGAGGGACCUUUUCCUACAGAUAAAAGAGACCAAAUGGAAGAAUGCAGUUCAGAUCUACAUGAUAAAUCAGGUUUAUCAUCCAUAUCGAAGUCACUAGAGGAAAACGCUGUAAAGUUCCUAAAGGACGAGCUGAAGAAGUUUGUGAGGUACCUAGAUCAGAAUUACCCAGAAUGCUCUGAGCCUCAGCUGGAGGAGGACAAUGACCUGGACAGUGAUGGUCAGAUGCAGAAGACCUGUGGUAGAGAGGGAGCUCUGAAGAUCACACUGUACAUCCUGAGGACCAUGAAGCAAAAUGACCUCGCUGACAUGCUGGAGAAGAGACAGCUCAUGCUGCAAUAUCAGUGGGAAAUCAAAUGUAAACUUAAGAAGCAAUUUGAGUGUGUAUUUGAAGGGAAAGCUAAGGGAGGACAGCCAACACUUCUCAGUGAGAUUUACACAGAACUCUACAUAACUGAAGGUGGUACUGGAGGAGUCAAUGAUGAACAUGAAGUGAGACAGAUUGAAACAGCAUCCAAGAAAAGGCGAACAGAAGAUACUACAGUCAAGUGCAAUGAUAUAUUUAAACCUUUAUGUGGGCGUAAGACACCUAUCAGAACUGUACUCACUAAAGGGGUGGCAGGUAUCGGGAAAACAGUCUCUGUGCAGAAAUUUAUUCUCGACUGGGCAGAAGGAAAAGCAAACCAGGAUGUUCACUUCAUAUUUGCUCUUCCUUUCCGGGACCUGAAUUUGAUUAAGGAGGAAUACAGUCUGAUUGAACUGCUUCACCGCUUUGUCCCAGAACUGAAAUCUGUUGAAUCCACUGAGCUGUUUAGGUACAAAGUCUUGUUCAUCUUUGAUGGUCUGGAUGAGUGUCGCCUUCCUCUAGAUUUUCAGAACAAUGAGAGCUGGUUUGAUGCAACAAAGAAAAUGUCACUGGAUGUGCUGUUGACUAACCUCAUUAAGGGGAAUCUGCUUCCAUCUGCUUUCCUCUGGAUAACCUCCCGGCCAGCAGCAGCCAGUCAGAUACCUCCUAAGUGUGUCCACCGGGUGACAGAGAUACGAGGGUUCAGUGAUGCCCAGAAGGAGGAGUAUUUCAAGAGGAGAUUCAGUGAUCAGAGCCUGGCCAGCAGGAUUAUCACACAUGUGAAAUCAUCAAGGAGCCUCUUCAUCAUGUGCCACAUACCUGUGUUUUGCUGGAUUUCAGGCACUGUCCUUGAGAGACUUUUUAGUGAGACUGACAGGGGAGAAAUUCCAAGGACUCUGACUGAAAUGUACACACACUUCCUGAUCUUUCAGGCGAGUUUAAAAAUAGACAAAUAUUCGAAAAACGAUGAAACCAAGCUUAAUGAAUACAGCAAGGAAUUCCUUUUGAAACUUGGUAAACUGGCUUUUGACAACCUUGAGAAAGGCAAUCUCAUAUUUUAUGAGCAAGAUCUGACAGAGAAUGGCAUUGAUGUCACUGAAGCUUCAGUUUACUCUGGAGUGUGCACAGAAGUCUUUAAGGAGGAAUAUGGGUUGUAUGAGAAGGUGUACUGCUUUGUGCAUCUGAGCAUCCAGGAGUAUCUCGCUGCUUUAUAUGUGUUUCUAUCAAAAAGAUCAGUUAAACUGCUGGAGACUGCAGUGGAUCAGGCAUUAAAGAGCACGAAUGGACACUUGGACCUUUACCUCCGCUUCCUCCUGGGCCUCUCAACAAACUCCAGUCAGACUCUGUUACAAAGACUACUGGGACAGACAGGAACCAGCUCACAUAAUAUUACAGAAACAGCCAAAUUCAUCAAGUGGAAAAUACAGGAGAAUUUAUCUCCAGAAAGGACCAUCAACCUGUUCCACUGUCUGAAUGAACUGGGUGACAAUUCUCUAGUAGAGGAAGUACAAAGAUACCUGAAUUCAGGAAGCCUUUCAGCAGAAGACCUCUCACCUGCACAGUAUUCAGCUCUGGUGUUUGUGUUACUGGUGUCAGAUGAGGAGCUGGAUGUGUUUGAUCUGAAGAAAUACAUCAGAUCAGAUGAAGAGCACUGGAGGUUGCUGCCUGUGGUCAAGAACUCCAGGACAGCUCUGCUGAAAGGCUGUGGUCUCAUAGAUAAACACUGUGAAGUGUUGACAUCAGCUCUAAGAUCAAACUCUUCACCCCUGAGAGAGCUGGACCUGAGUGACAAUGACCUGCAGGAUUCAGGAGUGAAGCUGCUCUGUGCUGGACUGGGGGAUUCACGGUGUAAACUGGAGAUACUAAGACUGUCAGGCUGUAGAGUCACAGAAGAAGGCUGUUCUUCCCUGGCUUCAGCUCUAAGGUCAAACUCCUCACACCUGAGAGAGCUGGACCUGAGCUACAAUCAACCAGGAGACUCAGGAGUGAAGCUGCUCUCUGCUGUACUGGAGGAUCCCAGCUGUAAACUGGAGAAGCUGCAGCUGUCAGGCUGUAGAGUCACAGAAGAAGGCUGUUCUUCCCUGGCUUCAGCUCUGAGGUCAAACCCCUCACACCUGAGAGAGCUGGAUCUGAGCUACAAUCACCCAGGAGACUCAGGAGUGAAGCUGCUCUCUGCUGUACUGGAGGAUCCCAGCUGUAAACUGGAGAAGCUGAAUGUGGACCACGGUGGAGAGUGCAGGACCAGACCAGGCGUACAGAGAUGGCUUCAGUUUGCAGUUACACUGCUGUCUGGAGACUCCUGCCAGCUGACACUGGACCCCAACACAGCAAACAGAUUCCUGUCUCUGACAGGGGGGAAUAGGAAGGCGACAGGGGGGGCAAAGCAGCCAUAUCCUGAUCAUCCAGAGAGAUUUGAUGUCUGCCCCCAAGUUCUGUGCAGAGAGAGUCUGACUGGCUGCUGUUACUGGGAGGCUGAGUGGGAUGGAGAUGGAGCCUGGAUAGGAGUCACUUAUAAAGGGAUCGGGAGGAAAGGAGGGAGUGACUGUCGGCUUGGAUAAAAUGACAAGUCAUGGAGUCUGUGCUGCUAUCCUGACAGAUACUCUGUCCGGAACAAUAAUAAACGAACUGAUAUACCCAUAGAGCCCUCAGGCUCCCGCAGAGUAGGAGUGUAUCUGGACUGGGGGGCUGGUGCUCUGUCCUUCUACAGAGUUUCCUCUGAUGGACUGACCCUCCUACACAGAUUCACCUCCUCAUUCAAUGAGCCUCUCUAUUCAGGGUUUUGGGUUGAUAUAAAAUCCUCAGUGUCGCUGUGCAUGCUGGGAUAGCUCACUGUGUGCUGGAGGAAUAAUCUUUACUUAAUCUUAGGGUGUGGAUGCUGCUGGCUCUCCAUGGUAAAUCAUCUACCCAACCCAUAUAAUCCUUUUUACUCUGAAAUGAUUCGUGCCCAUUGCUUCCGGGAUAGGCUCCGGACCCCCCGCGACCCAGUAGGAUAAGCGGUUUGGAAAAUGGAUGGAUGGAUGGAUGAUUGUUAGACAAAAAUUAAUUACUGGGUUCAGGAAGCUGAACAAACAUGCAAAAUAAGAGUUUUCCAUCCAUCCAUCCAUUUUCCAAACCGCUUAUCCUACUGGGUCAUGGGGGGUCCGGAGCCUAUCCCGGAAACAAUGGGCACAAGGCAGGGAACAACCCAGGAUGAGGGGCCAGCCCAUCCAUCCAUGAUUCACCUAUAAUAUUAUUGUAUUAAGGUUAAACUGCAUAACCAUGUUUUUUUUUUUUAUCUCUCUGAUCACUUAUAUAACUUGUUUUUCACAACAAGAGCAUCCUUAUCUUAUGUGAAAGACUCCUCGUUCUGGGAUGCUUACCCUAUUCAGGACACUUACGAUGUUUCCCCGGGUUUGGAGGGGCUUGCUGGAGACAGGGAAAGGUGCUGCUCAAUAUAAUAAAAUUUUUGUACGCCACUGGUCAGUGUAUGAGACACCUGCCUUAUCUUCAUGGGGAGGGAAAGCACUGCUCAAGGACACUUGUUUAAUUAUUUUGGGAACUGCACCUAGUCAGUCAGUGUGUGUAGAACACUUACCCCCAUCCUUAGGAGGAGGGGAUACAUUGAUUGUAGAAACUUUCCAGUUGAAACUGCAGGCAGCAUUGCUCGGACAAAAUUAGAAAUUUGAGAACGCAUUGCCUGGGGGGGGGGGGUGAGCCUGGCCAGCUCGUCAAUGUGUUGGUUCAAUUAAUUAUCACAAUAACCAUAGUAUCAACCAUACAUCAAUUUGCACUUUCUAUUUCUGCAUGUUUUUUUUAUUAUCACUUUUUAUAUAUACCUAUAGCGGCAUGGUGGUGCAGUGGUUAGCACCGUUGCCUCACACCUCUGGGACCUGGGUUCAAGUCUCCGCCUGGGUCACAUGUAUGUGGAGUUUGCAUGUUCUCCCCAUGUCAUUGUGGGGUUUCCCCCUACACUAAAACAUGCUGAGGCUAAUUGGAGUUACUAAAUUGCCCAUAGGUGUGCAUGCGUGAGUGAAUGGUGUGUGAGUGUGCCCUGCGAUGGGCUGGCCCCCCAUUCCUGGGUUGUUCCCUGUUUCAUGCCCAUUGCUUCUGGGUUAGACUCCGGACUCCCUGUGACCCAGAAGGAUAAGUGGUUUGGAAAAUGGAUGGAUGUCUAUUUACUGUAUUUCCUCCCUGUACAGUGAUAAUAAAGGCUUUCUGUUCUGUCCUGUUAA
Messenger RNA from Brienomyrus brachyistius, 5214 nucleotides. Its product is annotated as NLR family CARD domain-containing protein 3-like. The transcript has 12 exons. Gene Ontology annotation, molecular function: protein binding. Lineage: Eukaryota; Metazoa; Chordata; Actinopteri; Osteoglossiformes; Mormyridae. The record is from RefSeq and is a predicted model, not a curated record. Bases 493 to 3561 code for a protein of 1022 amino acids.